AUGGCGGACCCUUUCGAAGUGCGCCAGCGCUUCUCAACGCUCCUGUCGCACCUCAGCGCGUCGCACACGGCGAUCCAAAAAGCCGCCGUCUAUGCCUUGAAGAACCGGGAUAUGGACGAGGACUUGCACUCGUGCAUCCUCGAGCAACUAGAGCGCACCAACAUGAACACGCGCGCCAACAUCAUGUUCUUCAUCGAGGCGCUGUGCGAAAUGGCUGUCAAGGACGGGAGCCCAGCGACAGGGGAAGGGAGCGCAAUGGGAUUCGUGAGGAUGCUGCAGAGGGACGUGUUGAGGGUUGUGGAGUGUGUAGUGGGUGAGGAGGGCGCGAAUAUUAGGGUUGUUCGAAAGGUCCUCCAUACCCUCCAGAAACUCGCCAUCCUCCUCCCCGAGACGGUCUCCGAACUUGAAACCGUCCUCAAAAGCCGCGAGCCAGACGAUCCCUUCACUACUUCGCCCGCCAACAAUGCUGCCUCCAAGACCGCACGCCUGGACAAGCGCCAGAUCGAGCACCGCAUAGAAGAAGACCGCGAGCGUCAUAAGAGGUUACGAGAGAGUAUUUGGGCGGUGCCGGGCCAGGACGAGCAGGAGAUGGAUAAGCUGUGGGAAGAGGCGAGUGAUAUUGGCGAGGAUGAUUAUGUGGUGGGAAGAGAGGAUAGAGAGGAGAGGGAGCAGGCUAUUGCUUUUGGAUGA
Molecule: messenger RNA, 690 nt
Organism: Ascochyta rabiei
Lineage: Eukaryota; Fungi; Ascomycota; Dothideomycetes; Pleosporales; Didymellaceae
Exons: 2
Coding region: 1-690 (229 amino acids)
Biological process (GO): positive regulation of DNA-templated transcription, elongation; positive regulation of transcription by RNA polymerase I
Cellular component (GO): CTDK-1 complex
Source: RefSeq, a predicted model, not a curated record